AUGAGUAUAGAAAAAGAUUGUUUAAUAAUUUUUGAUGAAAAAGAAGAAAUACCUUUUCAAAUAGAAAUAGAAGAUUAAAAAAAUAAAUAAUACCUUACAUACCCACUAUCACUUGAUAAAUUUGAUAUAAUACGAUUCAUUUCUAAAACACAAAAAUAUUAGCUUAUCAAAAAAAUAGAAUAUAUGAAAAAAUAUAUUGAGAUAGUUGAACAACCAUUGUAGUUUACAUAAAAAAUAAACCAAAAUCUAGAAAAUUAUUUACCUGAUGUAAUGUUUGGCCCUAAAUCACUCUAACCUAAUGCAGGAUAAUAUGGAUUUCUAAAAGAAUAUUAGACUUAAGUAUUAUAGUAAAGUUAAGCAUAAAUUAGCUUUGAAUAAAACACAACUAAUAUUCCUGGAUCAAAUGUAGCAAUAUUAAUUUAUAAAGGAGAAACUUAUAAAAGUUUAACUAAUUAAUUAUAGAAGUAUAGCAAUGAAUAAACAAAAGUAAAACCUAUAAUAUUAAUAAAUGGUAAAUCUGCAUUUAAAAAAUUAAUGAGAUCUAAUGAAGCAUUAUUCUUAGAUUUUUAUUAAACUAAAUACGUUCCAUUUUAAUAGAAAUUUAUGACUUCUAAUCAUCAUUCCAUCUAUUUCUAAAUUGAAAAUGAAAUAGGAUAUUUUUUUGUUUUUGGCAGAUAAUUAGAGUAAUUAGAUUUAAUUAAAUGGAUUUAUUAAGGGAUACUAAAAUUAAUUUAACCAAAGUUUGUUGUGAUUGCAUCUAGUAAUGAUGUUUUUCUUGAAAAUAUUAAUAUCUUAUAACUCUUUACAAUUUUAGAGAAUGAUAAAUAUUUUGGAAUUUCAUGUUUGAAAAAAAUUAAAUAUAAUGGGAGAUUUUGGAAUAGUUAAUAAGGAGAUUUUGCAGAUAUUGCACUUAAAUUAGAUUCCAUGUUUAAAAUUAAAUAGUUUCAUAAUCCUCUCUCUUGUAUAUAUGAAUGGUCUAGAAUUGAACCUAUAAUAAAUGAUUAUAUACGUAAACUUGAGAGUGAAUAUUUUACUAAUUCUUGGGCAUUAGGAUAUAAUUCAAUAUUACCUAGAAUUAUGAUUGAAUAUUCAGGUAAAGAAUUAAAAAUUAUAACAAAUUACAUUAUCGAAUAGUAAUUUUCUGAAAAUUAAUUUGAAAUUGUAUUUAAUUAAUUUUGUGAAUACCAAUAAAAUAUCAACAAUUAAUUAAGGAAAUGCAGAUUUCAUUUAUUUAAGAAUGUUUUCCAAUGGAUUAUUUCUAAAAUCUAAGUUUUAUAUAAUUACUUUGGGAUUUCAAUUUGUAAUUUAUUUUUAAAUAAAAUUAGGUUUUUUCUUUUCCUUUUAAUGUCCAUAUUAACUCAUCUAUAACUUAUUUGAGGAAUCAAUUGGAUAUACUGCUUUGGCUGUUAUACUACCAAUUUUCUAUACCAUUAAUGUUUUAUUAUUCCUAUUACUAACAUAACUAUAUCAUUUUAAUGACAAAAUCAUUGAAAAGGGUUAUGAUUAAGAAAUUGUCAUGAUGGCUUAAAAAAAUUAAAAACAGGAAUUUUUAUUUCAAACUUCAGUAAGUUCUUUAAAUAUUGAUGUAUUAUUCACCAAAGAAUAUGAUAAGUAAAAUGAAAUUAAUUUUGAAGUUUAAGAGGAUGAAUAUGUUAAGAAUACUUCUUAUUCUAUGGAUAAUGAAUUGCUAUAAAAAGAUGAACUUUAUUUUUUGUAUAAAUUUCCUCAAUUAAAAUACAUAAGUGUUUAUAUUAAUUAUUUAAUUGAUACUUAAAAUUAUUUAGAUUUUGGAGUAACAGCAUUUAUUUUUGCAAAUUUAAUAAUCAUACAUGGUAAGAUAUUACUAACUGAAUAAUCAAAUUAUGAAAUAAUUUUAUUAAUUUUUGUACUUUUUGUAUUGAUUUUUCAAUUAACUACAAAAAAAUUAGGAAUAGGUUGGAUUUUUGUCAAAUUUUCCAUGAUAACUUAUUUUUGGUAAUUUCUUUAAGUAUCUAAAUAAGUAACAUCAGCUCCAUAGAGAAGUAUUGAAAAGAGAAAAUUAGGUACAUAAUUAAUGUUGAAUUUUAUUCUCUUUUAUACUUUUAUUGCAAUUGAAUCUUACUAUAAUUAUUCUGGUUAUAUUUUGAUAGGAGUCUUUGGAUAUUUGGCAUUAGUGUAUAUAAUUAUAGGUGUUUUUGCAUUUAUUUAAUAUAUUUGCUACAAUUCAUCCAUUCCAAAAGAAAAAAAAAUUUGGGAAGGGUAGAAUUUUGUUGAAAAUUACACCUUAAAUCAUAAAUUACACUAAGAUGCUAAUCAUAUCCUAGUUGAAAAUACUAGAAAGCUUGUUGCAGAUACAACUUAAGGCAAAAAAGCCCAGUAAUUAAUGCUGUAAACUUAACUUAUGAAUGACUAAGGUUAUAUAAAUUUAACUAAUACAAUAAGGAUAUAAAUUAAAGAGGAAUUAGAAAAACAUUAUAAUGUAACUUAAUUUGAUUUGAAUUAAAUAAAGAAAUUAGCAGAAACAGCGAUUAUUUAAUAAAUUUAAGCUCAAUAUAAAGAUUAAAAAAAUUAAAAUUUAAUUAAGAAAGCAGAGGAUACUACUCAAACUUAGUAAGGGAUAUAAUAAAAUUAGAAUGAAAAAUAGUAAUAGUAGAAUUCAAAACUAAAUUAGGAUUUAUUAAAUUCAUGUAAAUAAAGUGAUAUUAAAAAGAUUGAUUCAAAUAUAUAAAAAUUAAGUGAAAUCAAAUAGGAGGAUAUGUUGGAAAGUAAUCGCAAUAAAUUUAAUUAAUUUGGAUAGUCAAAAAAAUGA
This is a messenger RNA of Paramecium pentaurelia, 2788 nucleotides long. NCBI's taxonomy places the organism in Eukaryota, Ciliophora, Oligohymenophorea, Peniculida, Parameciidae. The record is from the annotation of a GenBank genome assembly.